AUGACAUCGAGGAACCCUUCCAAGGAGGACGUAGCGAAUGAAGCCGACAAAUACCCGCGCCUCUGUCCUGGCGGUGGCCUGUUGAUAGCCUGGCAGCUCAAGGGCAAGAAGGUGCUCAUCGUGGGUGGUGGGCCCGUUGCAGCCGGGCGACUCGUCAACGUCCUCGAUGCAGAUGCCAUUCUCGACGUCAUGUGUCCCUCUUCCGGUCUGUGCGACGAGAUGCGCUAUCGGAUCUUCACCGAGAAAGUCGUCUCCAACUACAUCGACGGCAUGUACGACCCGGCCCAUCCCGAAAUCCUCGAUCAGUACGACAUGGUGCUCACUGCGAUCGACGACAUUGAGCUGUCCAAGAAGGUCUGCUACGAAUGCCGUGAUCGACGCAUUCCGGUUAACGUAGCAGACGUGCCGCCGGAGUGCGACUUCUACUUUGGCUCGCUCAUCCGCAAUGGCCCACUGCAGGUCAUGGUCUCCACGGGAGGUCAGGGUCCCAAGAUCGCCUCGCAGACAAGGCAGAAGAUCCAAGCUGCUAUUCCCAAAAACGUCGGUCAGGCCAUUACGAAUGUCGGAAAGCUCAGAGGCAUGCUAAGGAAGCGCGCGCCAAACCCGGAGAUCGGCGCAAGGAGGAUGCGUUGGAUGAUCGAGGUCUGCGAAAAGUGGAACCUCGACGAGAUCUGCACCAUGAACGAGGCGGAUAUGAAGAAGAUCCUCGACGGCUGGGAGUCAGGCUACGUGCCAAGCUAUAAGGAGGUCAAGGGCGGAUUGCCGUUCUUGCCAAGCGAUGUCAGGAUGAAGAAGGCGCUCUUUGGGACGUGUCCCGUGGUUGGAUAUCCAAGUCCUUACCUGACUGGCUUCACAGGGUUGCUGUUGGGCGCGGCGGUGACGUCGGCUGUGUUCUUGUCGAGAGGGUUCCAGCGAUCGGCGUAG
This is a messenger RNA of Kalmanozyma brasiliensis GHG001, 924 nucleotides long. RefSeq names its product Siroheme biosynthesis protein Met8, C-terminal. Lineage: Eukaryota; Fungi; Basidiomycota; Ustilaginomycetes; Ustilaginales. The record is from RefSeq and is a predicted model, not a curated record. Gene Ontology annotation, molecular function: protoporphyrin ferrochelatase activity; precorrin-2 dehydrogenase activity. Bases 1 to 924 code for a protein of 307 amino acids. The transcript has a single exon. Gene Ontology annotation, biological process: siroheme biosynthetic process.